This is a messenger RNA of Protobothrops mucrosquamatus (brown spotted pit viper), 6225 nucleotides long. Its product is annotated as zinc finger protein 91-like. Gene Ontology annotation, molecular function: RNA polymerase II cis-regulatory region sequence-specific DNA binding; DNA-binding transcription factor activity, RNA polymerase II-specific. The transcript is spliced from 23 exons. Gene Ontology annotation, biological process: regulation of DNA-templated transcription. The coding region runs from base 193 to 6108 and encodes 1971 amino acids. Lineage: Eukaryota; Metazoa; Chordata; Lepidosauria; Squamata; Viperidae. The record is from RefSeq and is a predicted model, not a curated record.
CGGAUCCCGACGAGAUUCCCGAGUUCCAUGCAGAAACUAGAGUAAUGUCAACAACCUUCCUAACAACAAAGGGCUUGGAUAGCCUUUGGUCAGUUCUGCAGCUACAGGAAUAGUCCUAUGAAUUGAAAGGUGUUUGGAGAUGCACAAGAUUCCUCCGACCUAUCUGGAAUUUCCUUACAGGACAGACGAAGGAUGCAGAAACAACCGUUAGCAAGUGAGGGAACUGGAAAAGGUCCCUCUGCUGUUGAGCCUGGCAGCUGUGGGAAGAUCUGGGCAAAAACUGAGCAGAGGUUCCUGGAGGAGAAAACCAUCAUUCGUUCAGAGAUUCAGCCCUGCAACUUCAGAAACAUCCAAUAUGAGGAGAUUGACGGUCCCCAAGGACUUUGCAGCCAACUCCACAACUUUUAUAGUCAAUGGCUGAGACCAGAAAAGCACACCAAAGCCCAGAUGUUGGACCUAGUAGUUCUGGAGCAGCUCCUGGCUCUUCUGCCCCCACAGGUGGAAAACUGGUUGCAGGAGUGUGGAGCAGAGACCAGCUGCCAAGCAGUGGCCCUGGCGGAAGGCUUCCUCAUGAGUCAGGCAGAGGAGCAGGUCGAAUUGCAGUACUUCACUCUGGAGACAGAUCCUAUGAGAAUCAGGAAUCCAUCAAAUCUCCCUCGGGAGCUGUUUUCCAGGAAGAUCUACCAGGAAUCUGCAACUCAGGACAUCUCAGAUGGGAAGAAUAGAACGAAUUUGACUCCUUUUUAUGGUGGUACUGAAAGAGUAGUUGAAGCUCCAACUAAAGAGGGUCUUGUGUCCUUUAAGGAGGUGGCUGUGUAUUUCUCCAAGGAGGAGUGGUCUCAGCUGGAUGCCGACCAAAAAGCACUGCAUCGGGAAGUCAUGCUGGAAAAUCAUAGGAACGUGGCCUCUUUGGGUAAUGGGGAGGAAUAUGAAGAUUCCUGGGAACUAUUCCAAAUGAUCACUCGUGGGUACAAUACGAAGAACCCUGCAGUUCUAAUGGAAGAAGAAAGCCAUGAGAGAAACCAGUCAAAUAAUUCCAAUCGGGAAAAUUCAUCUUCUAUUCAUGCACCAACUAAAGCCCCUGUGGCCCAACAGGGAAAAAUAAAAAACAAAUCUAUUGGAAAACAUAUAAAGCUAUUCAUAAACAAACUGGAUGUAAAUAAAUACUAUCAAACUCAAACCAAAGGAGAAGAUUAUAUAUGUAAAGACAAUGGAAAAAAUUACAAACGGGUCUUGUCUCUUCCUCAUAAAAAUGGGUCCCGUACAUCUCAAAAAAGGACCCACGCAGGAGAAAAGCCCUAUAAAUGCAUGGAGUGUGGAAAGAACUUCACUUCUAGUACUGCUCUUACUUCGCAUUACUGGAUCCAUAGAGGAGCGAAGCCAUAUAAAUGUAUGGAUUGUGGAAAGACCUUUAUUCAUAGAACUCAUCUUAGUUUACAUACAAGGACCCACACAGGAGAGAACUAUCUUACUUCCCAUAAAAGGAUACAUGCAGGAGAGAAGCCUUAUAAAUGCACGGAGUGCGGAAAGAGCUUCGCUUGUAGUAAUUCUCUUACUUCGCAUUACCGGAUCCAUACACCGGAGAAACCAUAUAAAUGUAUGGAGUGUGGAAAGACCUUUAUUCAUAGAACUCAUCUUAGUUUACAUACAAGGACCCCCACAGGAGAGAAGCCCUAUAAAUGCAUUCACUUUAGUCGCAGCAACAGUCUUGGUUCCCAUAAAAGGAUCCACAUGGGGGAAAUGCCUUAUAAAUGCAUGGGGUGUGGAAAGAGCUUUAUUUUUAGAAGUCAUCUUAGGUCACAUGCAAGGAUCCGCGCAGGAGGUAAGCCCCAUAAAUGCAUGGAGUGUGGAAAGAGCUUCCCUUGUAGUAAUUCUCUUACUUCGCAUUACCGGAUCCAUAGAGUGGAGAAGCCUUAUAAAUGCAAUGAGUGUGGAAAGAGCUUCACUGUUAGUACUUCUCUUACUUUGCAUUCCCAGAUCCAUACAGGCGAGAAGCCAUAUAAAUGCACUGAAUGUGGAAAGACCUUUAUUCAGAGCAGCAGUCUUACUUCCCAUACAAGGAUCCACACAGGAGAGAAAUCUUAUCUUACUUCGCAUUCCCGGAUUCAUACAGCGGAGAAGCCCUAUAAAUGCAUGGAGUGUGGAAAGAGCUUCUUGCAUGAGUGUGGAAAGAGCUUCUGUGAAAAUUCUUCUCUUACUAUUCAUAAACGAAUCCACACAGGAGAGAAUAGGAUACAUACAGGAGAGAAGCCUUAUAAAUGCAUGGAAUGUGGAAAAUGCUUUUCUCUCUCUGGUAACCUUAGCCACCAUAAAAGGACCCACACAGGGGAGAAGCCGUAUAAAUGUAUGGUGUGUGGAAAAGGUUUUAUUACAAACAGCAAUCUUAACUCUCAUAAAAGGACCCAUAGAGUGCUGAGACCAGAAAAGCACACCAAAGCUCAGAUGUUGGACCUAGUAAUUCUGGAGCAGCUCCUGGCUCUUCUGCCCCCUCUGAUGGCAAACUGGCUGCGGGAAUGUAGAGCAGAGACCAGCUCCCAAGCGGUGGCCCUGGCGGAAGGCUUCCUCAUAAGUCAGGCAGAGGAGCAGAAGGAGCAAGUCGAAUUUCAGACCAGAGAUCCUAUGAGAAUCGGGAAUCCAUCAAAUUCUCCUCAGGAGCUGUUUUCCAGGAGGAUCUAUCAGGAAUCCACAAGUGAGGACAUCUCAGAUGGGAAGAAUAGAACGAAUCCUACUCCUUUCCAUGGUGCUGCUGAAAGAGUGGUUGAGUCUCCAACUCAAGAGGAUGUUGUGUCCUUUAAGGAGGUGGCUGUGUAUUUCUCCGAAGAGGAGUGGUUUCAGCUGGAUGCUGACCAAAAAGCACUGCAUCGGGAAGUCAUGCUGGAAAAUCAUAGGAACGUGGCCUCUUUGGGUAAGAAUAUGCUACUCCCCAGUCCGAGUGUUUGGGAAGACGUUCUGUGCAGUUCCUUUGACCUCAUGGCUUUUACUCUGCUACAGGUGCAUUGUCAGCAGAAUAGUUAUCUUAACACCCAUAAAAGGAUCCACACAGGGGAGAAGCCGUAUAAAUGUAUGGUGUGUGGAAAAGGUUUUAUUACGAAUAGUUAUCUUAAUCUUCAUAAAAGGACCACACAGUGUUUCUUUUCUUCAACCAUUGAGUUGGAGUACAAGCAGUGGAUUCCUUGUAAUCUGAGGAGCAGUAGAAACAGGGCUUGUGUGUCUUUAUCUAGUGAUAACAGCCAUGAGGGUCUUGUGUCCUUUAAGGAGGUGGCUGUGUAUUUCUCCAAGGAGGAGUGGUCUCUGCUGGAUGCCGACCAAAAAGCAUUGUAUCGGGAAGUCAUGCUGGAAAAUCAUAGGAACGUGGCCUCUUUGAGUAAGAAUAUGCAAGAAAUUUUAUCAGAAGACCUGGUGCAACGCGCCUUCAAGAAAUGUGGCAUUAGUAAUGCUAUGGAUGGCAGUGAAGACAGCGCUUUGUAUGAGAACGACAGCAGUGAUGGUGAUGACUGUGAACUCAGUGAUGAUGACAAUGUCUAUGCUGAUAACCUCACACCAGCUGAAGCUCUGUUUGGACAUACAGAUGAUGAUGAUGAUAACUCCAGUAACAAUGUGGAGGAAUAUGAAGAUUCCUGGGAACUAUUCCAAAUGAUCACUCGUGGAUACAAUACGAAGAACCCUACAAUUCAAAUGGAAGAAGAAAGCCAUGAGAAAAACCAGUCAAAUUGCAAUCAGGAAAGUUCAUCUUCUGUUCAUGCACCAAUGAAAGGCUCUGUGGCCCAGCAAGGAAAAAUAGAAAACAAAUAUAUUGGAAAAUGUAUAAAACUAUUCAUAAAGAAAUUAGAUGUAAAUAAACAUGAUCAAAUCCAAAUCAAAGGAGAAGAUUAUGUAUGUAGAGACAAUGGAAAAAAUUACAAACGGACCUUGUCUCUUCCUCAUAAAAAUGGCUUCCGUACAUCUCAAAAAAGGACCCAUGCAGGAGACAAGCCACAUAAAUGCAUGGAGUGUGGAAAGAACUUUAUUAAGAACAGUCAACUUAUUUACCAUAAAAGGAUCCACAAAGCAGAGAAAACUUAUAAAUGCAUGGAGUGUGGGAAAAGCUUUAGUAAGAACAGUCAACUUACAUGUCACAAAAAGAUCCACAUAGGAGAAAAGCCCUAUAAAUGUACGGAAUGUAGAAAGAGCUUCAGCGAAAAGAGAAAUCUUACUCUCCAUAAAAUGAUCCACACAGGGGAAAGACCUUAUAAAUGCAUGGAGUGUGGAAAGACCUUUAUUCGUAGAAGUCAUCUUAGUUCACAUACAAGGAUCCACACAGGAGAGAAGCCCUAUAAAUGCAUGGACUGUGGAAAGAGCUUUACUUCUUGUAGCUCCCUUACUUUGCAUUACCGGAGCCAUACAGGGAAGAAGCCAUAUAAAUGCAUGGAAUGUGGAAAGACCUUUACUCAGAGCAGCAGUCUUACUUCCCAUAAUAGGAUCCAUACAGGAGAGAAGCCCUAUAAAUGCAUGGAAUGUGGAAAAACCUUUACUCAGAGCAGCAGUCUUACUUCCCAUCAAAGGAUCCACACAGGAGAGAAGCCCUUUAAAUGCAUGGAAUGUGGAAAGACCUUUACUCACAGCACCAGAUUUACUUCCCAUCAAAGGAUCCACACAGGAGAGAAGCCCUUUAAAUGCAUGGAAUGUGGAAAGAACUUUACUGCAGACUGUCAACUUAGAAGUCAUAAGAAGAUUCACACAGAAGAGAAGCCCUAUGAAUGUAUGGCGUGUGGAAAGAGAUUCAGUGAACAGAGAAGACUUACUUUACAUAAAAUGAUCCACACAGGGGAAAGGCCGUAUAAAUGCGUGGAGUGCGGAAAGACUUUUAUUCAGAGAACUAGUCUUAAUUUACAUAAAAGGAUCCACACAGGAGAGAAGCUCUAUAAAUGCACAGAGUGUGGAAAGACCUUUAUUUGUAGAAGUCAUCUUAGUUCACAUACAAGGACCCACACAGGAGAGAAGCCCUAUAAAUGCAUGGAGUGUGGAAAGAGCUUUACUUCUGGUAGUUCCCUUACUUUGCAUUACCGGAUCCAUACAGGGGAGAAGCCAUAUAAAUGCAUGGAAUGUGGAAAGACCUUUACUCAGAGCAGCAGUCUUACUUCCCAUCAAAGGACCCACAAGCGGGAGAUUCAUAAGAAGAACUACACAAAAGAGAAGCCCUAUGAAUGUAUGGCGUGUGGAAAGAGAUUCAGUGAACAGAGAAGACUUACUUUCCAUAAAAUGGUCCACACAGGAGAAAGGCCUUAUAAAUGCGCGGAGUGUGGAAAGACUUAUAUUCAGAGAACUCAUCUUAAUUUACAUAAAAGGAUCCACACAGGAGAGAACCUCUAUAAAUGCAAGGAGUGUGGAAAGAGCUUUUUAUAUAGUAAUGCUCUUACUUCCCAUUACAGGAUCCAUACAGGGGAGAAGCCAUUUAAGUGCACAGAGUGUGGAAAGAGCUUCUAUGAAAAUUCUUCUCUUACUGUUCAUAAACGAAUCCACACAGGAGAGAAGCCCUAUAAAUGCAUGGAAUGUGGAAAGAGCUUCCCUAGCAGCAGUGAACUUGUUUUCCAUAGAAAGAGCCACACAGGGGAAAAACCAUAUACAUGCCUGGAGUGUGGAAAGAGCUUUAUUAAGAACUCCCAACUUAUUUACCAUAGUAGGAUACAUACAGGGGAGAAGCCUUAUAAAUGCAUGGAAUGUGGAAAAUGCUUUUCUCUCUCUGGUAACCUUAACUACCAUAAAAUGAUCCACACAGGGGAGAAGCCUUAUAAAUGUAUGGUGUGCGGAAAAGGUUUUAUGAGGAAGAGUUAUCUUAACUCCCAUGAAAAGACCCACACAGUGACCCACACAGGGGAGAAGCCUUAUGAAUGCAUGGAAUGUGGAAAGAGUUUUUCUUGGAGUAGUAGUCUCUACACCCAUAAAAGAACCCACACAGGGGAGAAGCCUUAUAAAUGCAUUGAAUGUGGAAAGAGUUUUUCUACGAACAGUUAUUUUAACACCCAUAAAAGGACCCACACAGGGGAGACGCCUUAUAAAUGUAUGGUGUGCGGAAAAGGUUUUAUGAGGAACAGUUAUCUUAACUCCCAUGAAAGGACUCACACAGUGUAGAAGUCCUAUAAGUCUGUGAAAUAAGAAAAAAGCUUCAAGAGGACCAGUGGCCGAAUGUUCCAUAUACAUGUGUUUAAAUGUUACAUUAAUUGUUGAAAUAUAUGCAUUUCCUAACUG